AUGCUCCCUGCAGCUAGUAUCUGGUGCCCAAAUUUUGCUGUUUUGCAAGAUAUAAGUAAUGAGUACCUUAACGAAAAUGGUGUAAAUUUGGACAAGGGUGCUAGUUUUUAUUGUUCAAAUUUGGUAACAGUAACAAAAAUUUUAAUUGGCAUUUUUGAAGUGCGGAAAACCUCAGUCAGGGUGCCACAGAGAGUAGAGAAGGCUGAUAAGUACAAGGACUGUUUUCCGUCGCCGCAUAUUGGUUUCAAAGGCUCUCCAUAUUCAAACCUAUUACGUUUUCUGCGGAAGGUAAUGUGCUUUGUAUUCCGUCAAGGAGUAAUAAUGGCAAAUUAUCAAAAGAUACGUGCGAAGCCUUCAUGGACAUUCCGUGGCUCUUUUAACUCGCCGAAGACUAAUUUACCGUCUUCGUCUCUAGAUUCCACUUGCCCUCAGAUUCUCCUCGGAAUUGGAAUAGGGCAUGUAACAGCUAGGGAAUUGUUAAGGCCUGUUGCAGGUUCUCAGUUGUAUUUCAUUCGCCUAGUGAAUUAUAAAACACCAGCUACCAUAAUGCGCUCUGAAGAAGGUCCAUAUAUUUGCCAGUCGGAUCUACUUACCUGUCGCGUCAAGCGAACACUCCUAAGCUGGAGAGGAAGGAGGAGACACACCGGGACGAGUUUCCCCAAGCUGGGGAGAAUAAAAGAGAUUGAAAUGGACCCGACCGGACUUGAGCAGAUCAGCUAUUGCGAAGAUAAGGCUGGCGGGGAUCGAGGUAGGCGGGAUGCCAACCCCGCCCAGAGCAGAACGACUAUUUAA
Enterobius vermicularis (human pinworm) is the source of this 792-nucleotide messenger RNA. The record is from the annotation of a GenBank genome assembly. Lineage: Eukaryota; Metazoa; Nematoda; Chromadorea; Rhabditida; Oxyuridae.